Molecule: messenger RNA, 1347 nt
Organism: Epithele typhae
Lineage: Eukaryota; Fungi; Basidiomycota; Agaricomycetes; Polyporales; Epitheliaceae
Exons: 5
Coding region: 1-1347 (448 amino acids)
Source: RefSeq, a predicted model, not a curated record
AUGAGCGAACCUGGAUCAGUCUCGAACACUGACGGCACAAAUGCUGGAGAUUCGGCCCAACCACCAGUUCGCCAAGCACCAGGACCCUCCCCAAGUGUGCUGGGAAAGCGCGAACUACGAGGACGAUCCACGAUGACGGGAGUAAAGAGCGUUAAGACGUCUGAGACGUCAACUCCGCCACCUCUACAGCUAGUCGAACCAAAACUAAAGUCUCAAUAUACGGUGGAAAUUCGCCAACCUCGCCUGCCGGAAGCAGGGGCCUCUGGCGGUGCGAAGAAAUCAGGGAAUACUACUGUUGCACCAGAUACAAAACAAGUCCCCCCAUGGGUGAGACUCCUCAUCCGUAUCCCUGCCACCGCGAAACGCUCCACCACCGAACAGUCCAAAAGUCAGUCUACCGCGGCUAGCGCGUCAGACUCGUCCCAGAUCUCUCAGUCUUCUGGCAACGUCGCUGAACAGUCCGUUAUCCCUCAUUCCCCUCAUCGAGGAUCGCCGCUUUCCGACCGCCAACAAGAACCGGUGGUUACGGGCGUGCAAGGGUCACAAGAGGAUCCCGAUGCCUUGAUGGAUCAGGAUCGCCCUGUUCCUCAGUCCCGCUCCGACAUCUUGUCUGCUGCUUCCUCCGCCUCCUCCGCCUCGCAGUGCGCAUACACGGCAGGGCAAGAGGCAGCCCUCCUCCAACUCGCCGAGCUGGUCAAGCAGCAAGCCCUAGCCGUCGUCGCAGCUGAGCAAGAAGCAGCCAAGCAGCGUGUUCUUGCCGCAGCUGUCCCUCAGCUCUCUGGGGUGAGCGUCUCACCCGGUGCGUCUGACCUGCCAGGAGAAGCCCCUCAGCCCUCCGGAGUGAACGCCUCCAUGCAUGCGCCCCGUGCGUUCCACCUCCCGCAAGAUGCUCCUCAUGCAAAGGCAGGCGAGGCCGGUGCUGCACUUCAUCUUGAUGGCAACGGCCAAGACAUCCAGAUGGGAGACGACGACCAUAUCCAGACCGACGACGACCAUAUCCAGACCGACGACGACCAUAUCCAGACCGACGACGACCAUAUCCAGACCGACGACAAAGCCCCCAUUCCAGUCGACAGCGAGGAUCGUACAUCCACUCCCACCGACGCCUACUCCUCGACCAACGAGGACGAAGACCGCCGCAUCACGCUUGAUGACCCGGAGCGCACCCCCACAGCCUCGCAGAACUCUUCGUUCCAUACGACACGCCUCCAGGCUGAAAACCGUACGCCCACUCCCACCGACGAUGUCUACUUCUCAGCCGACGACAACGAGCCUGGUAUCCCAAUUGACGACACGUAUCGCACGCGCACAACCUUGCCACGGAGUGCUCGGCGUGAGGCUCAUUGA